Molecule: messenger RNA, 5706 nt
Organism: Rotaria socialis
Lineage: Eukaryota; Metazoa; Rotifera; Eurotatoria; Philodinida; Philodinidae
Source: the annotation of a GenBank genome assembly
AUGAAACAGUUUGCAUUCGAUCAAUUAGCAAACCUCUCAGUUCAAGGUGCCCAACAAAAUAGACCGACACCGACCAAAAUUAAAACUAAUUUCUUCGAUCGCCUUAAUUUAUUCUCCACCAUUGUGGAAUGUUUCUCAGAUGAUAAAUUUUUGCAAAAUUAUCAACUUCCCUAUCAUCCGAUCGUUAUUGAUAAUACAAAAAUACAAGAACGUCCGGUAAUAAUUGAUCUUUUCUUUUUUCACCUGAAACGACACGCCAAUGAUGCGACAAUAGAUACUAAACUGAUCACAAAGUUAAUGUUAUCGAAAAUGCCAACUAUCAAAUCCCUACAUCCCCUAUCAUCUGCUAGUAAUAUUUUUCAACAAUUUAAGGAUUAUUUUAUCUUACAUUUUACUGGCUUACUAUUAUGUGAUACGAAUCUGAAUCCAGAUGAUACAAAAAAACUUAUGCAUAUCGUUAAAACUUUGAUCGAGCAAUACUUGUUCAUUGAGGAGCCAAUAGUUCAAUUUAAUCCUCAUUUACAACUUUUUCUUGCCACUAUUGUAUCAAAGCAUUCAUGGUCUUUUCUUCUUGAUCUUCUCAAAUCGGAUCCUAUUCAAAAUGUAAAUAAUCAAUGGGCACAUCAUUUAUAUCGUCUACUUGAAUCAAAAGAACCAGUUUGUUUGAAAAAAGACUUGCAACGAUGCCAUCAGCUACAAUUCGCUGUAGCUUCAAAACCGGACACUUCAUCAAUUUUUCCAUAUCUUCAUUUGUUCUAUGAUGAAUUAUGCAAGAUUAUUGAGAACUGUGUUAUAAAUGAUACACCCGAAGAACGAUGGAAGCCUCUAUCGGAUUGGAUUGAAACCAAGCUCAAUUCCGAUCCUAUUCAACUCAAGCCGAAUGAAAUUAAAGCUAUGUUACUACUGAAUAUCUACUACAACUAUUAUUGUAGUAAUCACUUGGCAUCAGUCCAGGGUCUGUUAGAAAUCGUGAAUGAUGAACUGGAACCUUUGCCAGAAGAUUUAAAAGUAUUUCGAGCAUUAUUACAACCCAAGGAGCACAUUAUCGGAUAUACACAAGAGAAUGCUAAUGAAGAUAUCAACUGCUUAAAAAGAUUAUUUAAACUCGACUCGAACGAGGAAGAUGAAUUAGCCAUUCGUCAUUGUCUAGUCAAUCUUAUGGCAAUGAUUUUGAUGGGUGGGAAACAGAGCUUUCUGUGGACGUUUGCUUUUGAACCAUUAAUAUUAGAGAAUACAUUUGGUUUCGGAUCGACAACACAUUCCAUCAUUCAGAAUAAUGGAAUUCAUUAUGACUCUGGUUGUGUUCUAUCACUGAAUGGAGAUCUUACCAGAUUUCCAACUAGAAAAAAUCACAGUGCUAUGAAUGUUCCAGCUGUUUACACUGUCUUAUUCUCAACUUUCGGUGCUAUGGCGUGGCAUUUACUCUUGUUUGACAAGUCCGUUGAAAAUUUGUACGGUCACAUUUUAUCUCCUAGUGCUAUUGACGAUAAUACAAUCGAUGUUCGUAUUGCUGGUGACAAUUUGCGAACAAAAGUUUGCUAUUUCGUUCGUGCUCGAUUACUGUCAACUUUUAACUUUUUAUCGAUUCGCUCGAAUACAGAUGAGACUUGCAUUCUACUUGGACGUUGCUUCGAACAAAUGGCUUUUCUAACUAUAAAUCAACAGGAUUCUUGGAUCAAACCUAUCUACAGUACACUUAACGAUGAACUCAGGGCUGAAACAAAAUACGAGAGUGAAGUAUUUUUUCUUGCUUUUCAAAGUGUAGCUAAACACAAAACAUACAUUAAUGAAUUGCAAUUGCGAUCAGAGAUUCAAACCAGUUUACACCAGUUCGUUACUCAAAUGCCUAUGACCAUUCACUUUGCACAUUUCCAAGUUGAAUUAUGUAAUCCAAUGCACUCAUCUUUACCGCUGAAACUCUUAAGACAUAUUUUGGAUUCGGUUGAUAUUCUAAAAAUGACAAAAUACAUUCCUGACUUGAGUCGAUUCUAUCUUUUGCUACACCAAACAUAUACUCAACUAAUUGAAAGUGACGAAUUCAUAAAUAUCACAAUGCAAGAACUGUACCAUCGAGCACAAAAACUUUUCGUUAGCUCUCAUCAUCAGAAUAAUCCAAACCAGACUAACAAUCAUGAAACUAUUAUUAGUAAAGGUAUUGAAGCAAUCAAUGCUUACCAUAAAUUUACGGAUGGUCUUAUUCGACCGGGUGCUCGUGAUGAAACUCAACGAUUCUCAGCUGUUUCACACGAUACGCCAGUGCAUCAUUUUGUCACAACAGAAAAUCAUGAUGAAGGAGAUAUUACAAUGCGCAUACUCAGUGUUCUAGUCGAUUAUCACAACAGUCUAUUAGAUUUGAUUGAACAAACAAUGAGUAAUGACACAAAUCAUGGUGUUGGUAUAUUGAAGAUAUUGACUAAUGAACUGAUAUCUAGAGAAGUAUCUGUACUAACCAUUGCCAGUAAUAAUAAUGGAUUUAUCACAUUGACUGACGACGAUUUUUCUUGGAUUGAAGAACUAUGUCGAGCAAGUCUCUUAGUUGAGGAUGAGUAUUUUCCAAAAUUCGGUACACAAUUCACUGUCGAUUUUAUGUAUUUACAAUCGUACAUUAUUCGUACAUAUCUUCUACGAUGUCACAUUAAUUAUCGACAAAUUGCUCAAAAGUAUCAAUGUUAUGUGAGACAAAUACAACAUACGAAUACAACAGAAAAUACUGAAAUACUAGAUCUAGGUGAAAACUAUGGAAUAUUGCUUGACGAAAGACAAUUAGAAACCGAUUGGAAACAUUUGAAACUAAUGUAUUUGGAUAAACUCUAUCAUGGUCAUAAUUUUCUUCGACAAAUAGCUACAAUAUUACGACAUAAUACCGAUGAUUUUUCUUCGAAAGGAUUAUAUGAAUUUCUUGAAUCAGAAGGAAUUGAUGAAAAUGAUCAUCUUCGAGAACAAUUAGAACGAUAUGAAAUAAGAAAUUUUCAAUUAUGUUAUAUCGAUCAUGUACGUAGAGUUUACGAAAAAUCGAUUGGUGGAUUUCAAUAUUUGUUUACUGAUGUGCCCCAUCUUCUUCAUACUUCGAUUGAUGAACAGUCGCGAAAUGAACUAUGUCAAAUAUUUGAAUCGGUGUUCAAUCUUACAAAUGAAGAUCUUCAGAUUGAUGAACUUCAAUCGAUCGUACAACAAAUCACUAAAUCCUCGAAUGAACUAAAAGCCAUCGAAGACAUUCUCCUUCAACAAUCAACUAAAUCAUUGAGAGAAAUUUGCGGAUUCUUAGCUGUUGAAAGUCCAAUACUUCAAUUAAUUCCUAAUACAAUCAAAUGUGAACAUUAUGUUUCACUCAAUAUUUAUUUGAUUCAAUUGCGAUCGAUUUUACAAGAACGAACAAUUAAUAUUCAAGAAAGAGAAAGAAAAAUUUUGAGUGAAGAUUUCGAUCUUGAAUCCGAUAGUUCACUAAAUACUAGAAUUAAAAGUUGUUAUCGAUCUUUAUUACAGUGCAUAACUCGUCAUGGUAUAGAUUCAAAGGAUAAGAAAACUCCAGAACGUAGUUCUCCAUCGACGGAACUAGAUAUUCCGCCUCCCAGCCCCGAAAAGACACUACCUAGUUCUUUUGAUGAAGAAUUAGAUUCAGUAGAUAAAUCAGCAGCCAGUCCAGCAAUUACAGAAGAAAUUAAAUUCAAGUAUAGGCCACUUUUCAAAUUGAAUAUACAAUUUGUUCCAUUAAUAUCAUCAGAAUUAAUUAACAAAAUUUACGACCGAGAGCGCUUAGUAGUAUCAACUCUUCCAACCAACGUUCAACAAUUUUCAAUCAAAUAUCCUGAUGGAAAACAAAGUUUGCAUAUGUGUAAGCAUGAAAAUUUAUAUAUAUAUUUAAGCAAACUUUUCGAUCGAAAACGAUAUGAUCACAAGAGUUUUUCCAUUAUCGAUCAGAAUCAAAUAACCAUCGAUUUCUUAAGCAAAAAGAGUCAACUAACACAACAAAUAUCAUCAGAAUACUCGAUCAUCGAGAAAACUCAUUUAGUUGAUCUUCAAUUUCAAUUCAGAACAAAUCUACUUAAAUAUUCCACGACAUCUUCCUGUGAUAUUUUAUCCAUUAUAUAUCGUUUCAUUGAUGACAACCGAGUUCAAAUGGCACCACCUGAUGCUUCUCUUUGUUUCUUUGAUGAGCUCGGUAAAUGUCUUAAUACUGAUACAAGUGUGGGCAGUAUCUAUCGAGUCGGUAAUAACCCAAUGGUUAAUAUAGUCGUAAAAGAAAGUAAUAACACUAACUCUCUCUGUGAGAUUACACUACAAUUAAACAAAGGUAAACUAGAGACAAGUUUAUAUUGCUCAAAUAUUAUAUUUUAUUUUUCCUUAGAUCAGCAAUAUACAAGUCUAUUUUGUCCGGCAACAACUUGGCAACAGAUCAAUCGAUGGAUCCAAACACUUGUAAAAGGUCCUAUCGAUGAUUUCGUCUUUUGGGAUAGGAAAGAAAAAAUUGUUAUCGAUCAGAAUGAACCCCUACAAUUAGCGAAAGAUCAAGCUUUAUUCGAUGGUAUCAAUCAAAAAGAGACUGUUCAGGUUAUUAUUUCUUUCGAAGAAAAGAAUCAGACUAUUUGCACAUUGAAAUCAACACCGGUAUAUCAUUUACUCAAUAAUGAACGCUUUCUUCGAAAUGUAGGUCUGAAAAUAUUACCAAAUAGUUAUGUUCUUAUUUUUGGUGGAGAAAAUUAUCGAAUUUUACGUCAGAACGACAUGCAAAAUCCUGUUGUCUGUUAUUUAUCUAUCGAUGAUCAACCAAUUUGUUUUCAAUUAUCAGUUUUGAUGACAAUACUCAUCUAUGACGAUCAAAGUUUAUUAGAAAGACCGAUACCGAACAAAAAUCUGACUGCCAAACAAUUAUUAGAGAAGACAGAAUUACCCACUAAUAUUUACAAAUAUUUAGCAUCGAAAGAGACACACAAAGUAAUAUCAAAUGACCAAAAUCUAUCCACAUUAGAUGAAGUUUAUUUUAUUGUUGCUAAAGAAAAAGAAACAUGUCUUGUUGAGAUAGAAAAAAAUCAAGUUCAAUUGUCUAAUAUUCAAAUGCCCGAACGGUAUCUCAUGUCUGCUACUAUUGACCAUGUAUGUAAACAAAAUAAUAUCGAUAAGAAUCAUCAAUACCUUCUCUAUUCGAAUGAUUUCGUACCAUCAAUAGAUACGUUAUUAAAAUCAUUUCGAUCCGCAAAGCUUCACUUUAAGCUAAUCGAUAACAAUCUGCCAGUAACUAUUAUAAUUUCAGAUGGCGACGAACAAUCAGCCAUAUUUUAUUGUUCGAGUUCUAUUAACGUCAAACGACUGCAACAAAUUGCUUGUCAAUUAUUUGGUUUCAAUGAUCUCUACUAUGAAUUGACAUAUCUUGAAUAUGAAUUGGAUGAUGACUUGUCCUUAGAUGAUCUCGAUUUAUCGCAAACUAAAUUCGAGUUGAAAUUGACCUGUAAGGCUAUGUUAAAAUGUUCUAUAACAUAUUGCAAUCAAACAGCUAUGCUACCAUGCUCUGAACAAACACUUUUUUCGACCAUUAUGGAAGAAGUUUGUCAAAUAUUUCACAUUUUGGAAGAUUGCUACCAUAUGUAUGAACUACUUUUAAUCAAUGAAGAUCAAAUACUAAUCGAUUUGGAUGUUGCAAUUGGCGACAUCGUUUCACUAUUUCCAGCUGGAACGAAGGUGAUUCCAUUAAAUCUGAGAGAAACUGAGUGA